Molecule: messenger RNA, 1034 nt
Organism: Dreissena polymorpha
Lineage: Eukaryota; Metazoa; Mollusca; Bivalvia; Myida; Dreissenidae
Exons: 3
Coding region: 219-731 (170 amino acids)
Source: RefSeq, a predicted model, not a curated record
AAGCACAAAGAGCAACAAAUCUGAGCGUGUUCAUCCAGGGCAAUACCGCGUUCGUUGAUUGGUCAAUAGAAGGCGACCCCGAUAACGUGACUGGGUUUGAAUUAUUCUACGAGCUCGUAGAAUCAAGUGGUACUGCGAUAUUCACGUAUGGGAUAAGCCGUCUCCAGAGAACCUUUCGAAUCAUUGGCCUUUUACCUUUCAACAAAUACCGUAUAUACAUGGUGACGAUAACGGAUCUGGGUAGAAGGAACCAAAGCGAGGUGGUGGAGUUCACCACAAACAAUGUCACAGGGAUACAGUUUGUUGAGAGCACAGCCAGGGGAAUACAGUUGGAGGAAGCCAUUGUUCUAUUUAUAGUAGUGUGUCUCUGGGCAUGCGCAAUGGUGUUAUUUGUGAAGCAGUGGGAUAAUAUUCGGAUAUUAGAACCACAGGAACCUCGCUUCAAGCACAGUCCAAAAAAUCUGCACACAAUAAGAAUAGUUAAGAAACCUCAAGAUAGUAUUAUUUACAAAAACUACAGCCGUAAAAUGUCAUUGACAAUGGUGGAACGCGAGAAAAAACUUCUUCGAAUGAAUACGGUGCCUAUAAUGGAGAGCGUGUCCUCGCUUAAAGCUUUGACAUCAAAAUACAGGAGUAACUUGCCAACAAUUGAAAUGGAAGAGACGUCUUAUAAACCCCCAAUUGAACCUAUUGAAGAAGUAACAGUGAUUAACGAAAACUCCAUAGCUUGAUUGACCAGAAGCUAAUCAUGGUCGCUUAAACUGCAUUUUUGCUAAGAAGAAGCUUCCUUUGAAUGAAACAUACAAUACAAAGGAAAGGGACGUCUCUGAUAAGCCUUGCGGACUGCAUUGGCUUAUGUCGGAGAAACUUUACGCAUAUCCAUAAAACCCAGUUGUCCCAGAGAAUAUAGAAAUAAUCCGACAACCAUUGAAAUGGAAGAGAUGCCUCAUAAACCGUGUUCCACAAUCGUGUCGUAUUGAAGAAUUCACGGUAAUUAACGAAAACUCAACAUAUUAGAAGUGUUCUCCUUACAA